AUGUCUUCCCCUGAGCUCCGCGCAAACGUGACAUGGUCGCUCAACCAGGCGAGGGCCAUCAUGAUAGCAACUGUGCUGCCGUUGUUCUGCGUGUUCCUGUCAUGUGCCGGAAUCAUGCUAUACGCUAUGGCCAAGCUUCCUCACUCCCUCGACACACCUCGUUACCUCCUCUUCGCGUGGAUGCUAGUCAACGAUAGCAUCCAGCUGAUGUCGUCCGUGCUCCUCUUCAUGCUGGCCAUGUUUGGUGUGCGGUUGGCGCUGUUCUGCUGCAUCUCCCUUAUCUUCAUUUCUCAAGCCAGCUUCUUCAACUCGCCGCUAAUCCUGGCCACCAUGUCAUUAGAGCGCUUUGUUGCAAUCUUCUACCCGUUGCGCCGCCCGGCCGCCUGGCGAGCCGACCGCAUCUGGGUCAUCAUCCUGGCCAUGUGGCUGCUGGGCUGCAUGAGCCCCGUCUUGGAAAACAUACUCCAAGAUCCACAAACCUUGACCGUCAGCAGCGAACCCGUGCUGUGCAAGGGCCAUUAUCUGAAUGCCACUCCAGCCCGGGCCUUGCACCGCGCAAUCAACAGCGCGAUCAUCUUUACCCUUAUGACUGUUGUCAUCAUCUGGACAUACAUAGGCAUCAUGGUGCAGACGCGCAAGCUGCGCAGGGCCGGGGAUUCAGCGAGUCGCGCUCAGCGCACAGUUCUGAUACACGCCGCACAAUUACUGCUCUGCGGGCUGGCCUUCACGAUACCUAUUACUGAAACGCUCAUUAAGCUAGACUCCAUCCAGUCAAGACAUUUAGUGAUCUUCUUCAAUUACCUCUGCCUUGUCCUUUUCCCGAGGGCCCUCAGUCCGCUCAUCUACGGAUUCCGGGACCAGACCCUGCGCGGGCAGAUGGUUAAGGUCUUCGCGGCCAAUGCCAGGUCGAAGGUCGGUGCCUGA
This is a messenger RNA of Nerophis lumbriciformis (worm pipefish), 924 nucleotides long. Lineage: Eukaryota; Metazoa; Chordata; Actinopteri; Syngnathiformes; Syngnathidae. The record is from RefSeq and is a predicted model, not a curated record.